Messenger RNA from Ficedula albicollis (Collared flycatcher), 654 nucleotides. Its product is annotated as actin-related protein 2/3 complex subunit 4-like. The record is from RefSeq and is a predicted model, not a curated record. Gene Ontology annotation, biological process: actin filament polymerization; Arp2/3 complex-mediated actin nucleation. Gene Ontology annotation, cellular component: actin cytoskeleton; Arp2/3 protein complex. NCBI's taxonomy places the organism in Eukaryota, Metazoa, Chordata, Aves, Passeriformes, Muscicapidae. The transcript is spliced from 4 exons. The annotation marks the transcript as partial. Gene Ontology annotation, molecular function: actin filament binding.
GGAGCCACCAGUAAAUGCUUCCUUCUGAGUCAUUCCUGCCCUCCCUCUGUUCGCAGGAGCAGCAAAGAGCUGCUGUUGCAGCCAGUGAUCAUCAGCAGGAACGAGAAGGAGAAGGUUCUCAUCGAGGGCUCCAUUAACUCCGUGCGCGUCAGCAUCGCAGUGAAGCAGGCUGAUGAGAUCGAGAAGAUCUUGUGCCACAAAUUCAUGCGCUUUAUGAUGAUGAGGGCUGAGAACUUCUUUAUCCUGCGCAGGAAGCCUGUGGAGGGUUAUGACAUCAGCUUCUUGAUCACGAACUUCCACACGGAGCAGAUGUACAAGCACAAGCUGGUGGACUUUGUCAUCCACUUCAUGGAGGAGAUCGAUAAGGAAAUCAGCGAGAUGAAACUCUCUGUCAAUGCAAGGGCCCGCAUCGUGGCAGAGGAGUUCCUUAAGAAUUUUUAGGCCGUGGUGCAGGACCCCGUGGCUCCCCUGUGCUUGUGCCCACAACAGGGCACUGUGCCUGUGCCUGCUCCCGUUUCUCGGAGGACCGCUGGGCGGGGCCGGGCCCUGCCCGCCCCUCUCUGGGCUGGGCGGGAACAGCCCCUGCUUGCGGCAGCGCGGCCCCAGCCGCUGCCCCUGUCUCGUCUUGUUUUUUAAACGGUCUUGUUUGCUGUA